Molecule: messenger RNA, 471 nt
Organism: Bactrocera oleae (olive fruit fly)
Lineage: Eukaryota; Metazoa; Arthropoda; Insecta; Diptera; Tephritidae
Source: RefSeq, a predicted model, not a curated record
AUGAGUAAUUUGUUGAAUAUUACCAAGCAAACUUGUCGUUUGUGCAAGUCGACUUUAAAACAAGCAUCGGCAAGUUUGCAAACCAAUAUUGCUGCUAUAUCCACGACAGCGUGUGUUUGCGGUGAUACCAAGCAGCCAAAGGAAAAGAGUGCACGCGUUGUGGAGUUUGAAAAGAAAUUGCGUGCUAAGACACCAAUUGGCAAACUAGAUGAGUUUUCACAACAUCCAUUCCAAGAGAAAGAACCUCUAAAACCGUGGCCAAAUGCAACCAACCCACAUACUGGAGAAAUUGGCGGACCUGCUGGACCAGAACCAACACGAUACGGUGAUUGGGAGCGUAAAGGACGUGUUACGGAUUUUUGAAUGGACUUAAUGGAUUUUUACUUUGUGUUUGAUCUUACUGUUAUUAUUUGUCACGAAUCCUAAUAAUUAAUGGAAUUAUUACUAUUAAAUAUUAUUAUAUAUGUAUUA